GCCCAGCGCAACCGCCCUCCCGCCCCGCCCUGAGCAAAGGGCGCCGCCCCCAGCGGGGCACCACGGGCCCGGUGGUUGGGCUGUGCCGCGCGGUGCCGCUGCCUCCCACCCUGGGUACUCAGGGGAAGCCGGAAACUCGCUCGCCAUGUCGGCUGCGGAGGCGGGGGGUGUUUUCCGCAGAGCCCGGGGCAGGACCCUGGACGCGUUUCCCUCAGAAAAGGAAAGGGAAUGGAAAGGCCCAUUCUACUUCAUCCAAGGCACAGACCCACAGUUCGGGCUCAUGAAGGCCUGGUCCACCGGGAACUGUGACAGCGGCGGUGAUGAGUGGGGGCAGGAGAUCCGUCUAACUGAGCAAGCUGUUCAGGCCGUCAACAAGUUGAAGCCCAGACCCAGAUUCUUUGUUCUCUGCGGGGACCUCAUCCACGCCAUGCCAGGGACGCCCUGGCGGAAGGAGCAGACCGCGGACUUGCAGCGGGUGCUGGCCCGCGUGGACAGCGACAUCCCGCUGGUGCUGGUCAGUGGCAACCACGACUUGGGCAACGCCCCCACGCCCGAGACCGUGGCAGAGUUCCAGCGGACCUGGGGGGACGACUACUUCAGCUUCUGGGUCGGGGGCGUCCUGUGCCUCGUGCUCAACUCCCAGUUCUGGUACGAUGCCUCCCGGUGCCCCGCCUUGAAGCAGGCGCAGGACCAGUGGCUGGACCAGCAGCUGAGCAUCGCGGGCCAGCGCGAGUGCCAGCACACCAUCGUCUUCCAGCACAUCCCGCUCUUCCUCCAGAGCAUCGACGAGGACGACGACUACUUCAGCCUCACCAAGUCUGUGCGCAGGGAGGUGGCUGACAAGCUCGUCCGAGCAGGGACAGUCCCGAAAAGCGUUGUGUUUCCAGCGUGCAGUGAACCUGUGCUGAGGAUUAAACCCAUCAUCUCUGAAACUCACAGCGACUCCAUGAGGGAUCUGUUGGCAUCCCUUUUUGAAAAUGGAGGAAAUGGACAUUCAGGGAGGGACCUUGGGAAGAGGGAGCCUCGACUCGGUCCAACAACUGUCUGGGCUGGGAAAUGGCAUGGAGUCGUCAGCAGCCGGGUCGGGUGGCUGAGGUCCCACGGAGGCAGUGGUCGUCCCGAGGGAAGACAUGGGCGUGGCCGGUUCCCCAGGGAAGACCACCAGGUGUCACAGCUGUGUUCUCAGGCCACUACCAUAGGAAUGCCGGGGGCACCUACCAGAACUUGGACAUGGUGGUGUCAUCUGCCAUCGGAUGCCAGCUGGGCCAGGACACCCACGGGCUCCGACUUGUCGUGGUCACUGCCGAGAAAAUCGUUCACCGCUACUACAGCUUGGAUGAGCUGAGUGAGAAGGGGAUAGAAGAUGACCUCAUGGGCCUGAUGAAGGAAAAGUGAUGGUGGCUGGCGAUCUCGUGUUUCACUUCCCCUGGUUUUUUACUUUACCAGAAGCAGCAGGUACGCACCGUCCCUUGUUGAAACGUAAAAGUACUCCAAGCCGAUGUGUGGAUUUUUGUCCUUUUGCAUAAAUCAGAGAGCUGGGUCCUCUCCUCCUAUCCUAAAUUGUAUUCAAAGUAGAGCUUCCCUCCCUUUAAAAAAGAGAGGAGUUGGGGGAACUGGAAAAUAAAAGAAUAAAUGAUUCUAGCGUCUCUCUGCUUGGAUGCUUGAAUAAAUUCUCUGAGUGCUGUGUCCCUCAGCUCUGCUUGUGAAUUAGUGCUUGUGAAUUAGCAUGUGAUAAAUGUCUACCUGUCGACCUCCAUCCUACCUUGAUAGCCAAGUGUGGUCUUUGAAAAUUCUGUGAUCAGUUCGCAUCCAAUCGUACUAAAUUGUGGUCACAACUCCCAAAGUGCUAGGCAAAACACGGGUCAUCUCCUUUCCUUCCUAACAAAGCACAUGACUGUAACCCAUUAGAGCUACGCAGGCUUGCUUUUACAAGGAGCUGGGUAGACCACAUCUGCUACUAAAUUUUGAGACUCCUGGCAUUGUUGACAACGCGGUCGGUACAAGUCAAAGUUGAACUUGCCUUCUGGGUGACAAGAAAAUCCUGCUUGGCACAUGAACGGGCCAUCUGUAGAAACCUCAUCACAGAGACUAGAACUGAAGCCCCACACCCUGGCUUCGUUCACAUUCACGUCUGACAGCGUGGCGACCCUGCAGAUUGGCGUCCUCGUGGAAUGGGAGUGGCCUCCGCUUAUGAGACUCUUCCCUGUGUCCGCUUGGACAGAGCAAGUGGGAGUUGCUGCAGAGUUCUCCAAGGGAGCAAAGCAGAGACUCUGGUGGGGCAGGAGUGGAGCUUUUGGCCCCAUCAUCUAAAUCAGCCCUGGCUUUGAGGAAAUGCACCGUAUCCCUUGACGAAGGAGCACGGGCGGUUUGAAAUCAGUGUCAUUUUUACGUGAUCUCCUUUGCUGCUGCUUUGCCACCGCCACUGACCGUGGCGCGAUCUCGUCCGUCACCCUGGCGGACGGGGAGCCUGGGCUGUCUGUCCUGCCGGGAAUAUUUCACAACGCCGUGCAGUAGUAUGCUGGCAUACGCAUACAGAUGGGCUGCAAAGUCCAUUAAACCACAAGACUUUCGUGUUACAGAGUUUUAGUCAAUGUGGCAAAACCGUGAGACAUUAAAUAGGAAGAUAAUUGGAUAUGUAAAUUCAUAAGGAAAAAAGAUGAGAAGUUAAUUAUACUACAGAUCCGUGAUGCACCAUAGCUCUUCACUGUGUGGCACAAGAAAAUUAGAAUUUUUCAAAAUUAGAAUGCCCUUAUUUUAGGACUUUGCUGCAGUCUUGAUUUGUGUUCCAUUUUUCUUUACAACAGGUGUGGAUUGAGGAGGUCAGGAACAGCAGUUCAGUAAAAGGUGUAACUUUUUGUUUCAUUUUAUUUGGGGGAGGAUAUGGAUUAAAUUAAAAGCAAUGGAAAGGAAACGUCUAAGUCUCCUUCCCCAGAAACCUAAUAUGUAAAAGAAUUGAUUCAAGACACAGCAAAGAUAUGCUAAGAAUAGGGAAUCCUAUGAAAUUCUAACCAUUUUUUAAGUAACCACCAAUAUUCCCUCAUGGUAGUUGGUUCAGAAGAAGUUAGGAAAUGAUUUUGUAGAUGAGUGUGUAUCAUUCUGAUAAUAGAUAAUUACCAAUGUACUCACUUAUGAUUGCUUUUUCUUUAAAAGAAAAAAACACAUUACAGAAUAAGUGCCUUAUACUCUGGAAAACAAUAAAAUACUCCAUGAUCCUAA
Molecule: messenger RNA, 3216 nt
Organism: Neofelis nebulosa (Clouded leopard)
Lineage: Eukaryota; Metazoa; Chordata; Mammalia; Carnivora; Felidae
Gene: CPPED1
Product: calcineurin like phosphoesterase domain containing 1
Exons: 6
Coding region: 146-1345 (399 amino acids)
Molecular function (GO): hydrolase activity
Source: RefSeq, a predicted model, not a curated record